AUGGACAAAUAUCAAAAAAUAGAAAAGCUUGGUGAAGGCACAUACGGCAUUGUAUACAAGGCACAGAAUCGCGAUACGAAUGAAGUUGUUGCAUUGAAACGGAUUCGACUGGAUAACGAGGAAGAGGGUGUGCCAUGUACUGCCAUUCGGGAAAUUUCGCUUCUCAAAGAGCUCAAGCAUGUCAAUAUCGUUAGAUUGUAUGACGUGCUCCAUACCGAAAAGAAGCUCACAUUGGUCUUUGAAUACUUGGAUUCUGAUUUAAAAAAGUUUCUCGAUUCCUAUGGAGGUGAUAUCGAUGUCCUAACGAUCAAGCAAUUGAUGUAUCAGCUAUUGAAAGGCAUUGCUUUUUGUCAUGAUCACAAAGUACUUCACAGAGAUUUAAAACCCCAGAACUUGUUGAUCAAUAAGAAAGGAGAACUUAAACUUGGUGACUUUGGUCUUGCACGUGCUUUUGGUAUUCCUGUUCGAAGCUAUUCGCACGAGGUCGUUACGUUGUGGUAUCGUGCACCCGAUGUCUUGAUGGGCUCUCGCCAAUAUUCAACAUCCAUUGAUCUUUGGUCUGCGGGUUGCAUCUUUGCAGAAAUGGCAUCUGGUCGACCCCUUUUCCCUGGCAACUCUAUUCCCGAUCAAUUGCAACGUAUUUUCAAGGUAUUAGGGACACCAACUGAUCAAACAUGGCCUGGUGUAUCACAAUUACCGGAAUACAAGCGUGAUUUCGAAUUAUUUGCACCCGUGCCCAUCGAGACGUUAUUACCCAAAUUAGACUCUUUAGGCAUCGAUCUGUUAAAACAACUUCUUCAAUAUCCACCCGAGAAACGUAUCACUGCAAACGAUGCACUGAACCAUCCCUAUUUUGAUGAUCUGCGGAAAGAUGGUAGCGUUAGGACGUCAAGCGAUUCCAAAUGA
Molecule: messenger RNA, 906 nt
Organism: Lichtheimia ornata
Lineage: Eukaryota; Fungi; Mucoromycota; Mucoromycetes; Mucorales; Lichtheimiaceae
Exons: 13
Coding region: 1-906 (301 amino acids)
Biological process (GO): protein phosphorylation
Cellular component (GO): nucleus; cytoplasm
Molecular function (GO): ATP binding; cyclin-dependent protein serine/threonine kinase activity
Source: RefSeq, a predicted model, not a curated record